This is a messenger RNA of Solanum verrucosum, 798 nucleotides long. RefSeq lists its product as uncharacterized. The coding region runs from base 1 to 798 and encodes 265 amino acids. The record is from RefSeq and is a predicted model, not a curated record. Lineage: Eukaryota; Viridiplantae; Streptophyta; Magnoliopsida; Solanales; Solanaceae. The transcript has a single exon.
AUGGCUAUUGCCACCAGAAGUGGUAAGAUUCUUACUGACCCUAUUUAUGCAGGUGCUAAACAUGAGCAGGUGUUGGAACAAGCUAGAAGAGAGGAAGUUGAAGCUGAGAAAGUAGAUAACUUGGAGGAUGCUCAACCAAUAUCUAAACCAGCAGUAGCUAAAGAAAAAGAGGUUCAGGGAACCUUGCCGUUACAGAAAAUCCCAAGACCACCUCCUCUUUUCCCUCAAAGGCUUAAAAAGAAAGUCGAAGAUGGAAAAUGUGCAAAGUUCACCAUGCUACGACAGCUAUCAGUCAACAUCCCAUUGGUGGAAGCUCUUGAGCAGAUGCCAGGAUAUGCCAAGUUCAUGAAGGACUUGGUUACUAAGAAAAGAGCGGUGAGUAUUAAUUUGACUAACCAUAUUCAUCACUGCAGUGCUAUUUCUACCAGGUCUUUGGUGCAGAAGAAGGAAGAUCCAUGUGCAUUCACAAUACCAUGCACUAUCGGAUCGAUCAAAUUUUCAAAGGCCUUGUGUGAUCUAGGGACCAACAUACACUUGAUGCCGCUGGCCAUCUACAAGCAAUUGGGUUUAGGAGUUCAAAAACCCACAACCAUGAGGAUGAUGGUAGAUAGGUCAGUGAAGCGACCUGUGGGCAUACUAUGUGAUGUGCUUGUAAAGGUGGAUACGUUCAUCUUUCCGAUAAACUUCGUGAUCUUGGAUUGCGAAGUGGAUUUUGAGGUUCCCAUUAUUUUGGGAAGACCAUUUCUGGCCACAGGACGAGCAUUGGUUGAUGUUGAGCGAGGAGAACUGAAAGGGUGA